Messenger RNA from Brenthis ino (lesser marbled fritillary), 1224 nucleotides. NCBI's taxonomy places the organism in Eukaryota, Metazoa, Arthropoda, Insecta, Lepidoptera, Nymphalidae. The record is from the annotation of a GenBank genome assembly.
AUGAAGGGAUUAAUAUUUUUUUUAUAUAUUGUGACGUGUUACGGUGAUAAUAUUUUUAGUGCAAGAGUUAAGGACAGUAAUGAUAACUUUAGUCCAAGAGCUAGGAAUUUUAGCAUAGAAAUAUUGCAUAAUACGCAAUCUGAAACUGAUGGGCACGUUGUAAUUUCACCUUUUGGUAUAUGGACUUUGCUUACCGGCCUCGCAUUAGGUGCUAACGGUAAAAGCCAAUCUCAACUGACUCGGGCGUUAGUUUUGCCUAGAAAUAAGAACAAAAUACUAAAAGGUUAUAAAAACCUAACAAAAAGUGUAUUAGAGCCAAGGACGCAAAAAGUGAAACUUGAAAACAAAAAUUUUGUCUUUCUUGACAAAGAUUUUGAUAUCUCUAGAGACUUCGAAAAUACAUUAAAAUCGGACUUUGGUGCGGAAGUAAGGAAUUUAGACUUCAAGAAUUCAACCGCGGCGGCCCAAGUUGCCAAUGGCUUCAUAAAAGAAUCAGGUGUAACUAUGUCUGAUGUGUUGCGAGCAGAAGACUUCAAUGUAAAGGGGAUGUUAUUGACAAAUGUUAUAUCUUUUGAGGCACCCUGGUCUUUUCCUUUUAAUACGUCCGAUACAAAACCAGAGGAUUUUUACAAUGAACAUGGAGAGAAAAUAGGAAAAGUGAAUAUGAUGUAUCAAUUAGGCGAAUUUUCUGUCACAGACGUACCGUCCCUACAAGCUUAUGCUCUUGAAAUGCCAUACGGUUCUGAAGGGGACGACAAAUUCUCUAUGUUAAUUAUACUGCCACAUCCAAAAAUAAAUGUUAAUGAAGUAUAUAAGAGAUUUACAACAGCAACAUUGGGAGAUAUAUGUGAAAAACUCCAAAAAGAUAUCGCUGAAUUUGGAAUAAAUGAGCUCUAUGUAAAACUACCGCGUUUCAAAAUAAGCACUAACAUAAUUUUGAACGGACCGUUGAAUAGAAUGGGUGUCUUUGAUAUUUUUAACCCAUAUGAGGCAAAUUUCAAUAAAAUUACCAAAGAAAACAUUUAUAUAUCAUCCAUUGUCCAUAAGGCAGAUAUAGAAGUAACUGAGUAUGGCACUAAGGCCACUGCGCAUUCAGUAGCAGUUUUAAACACUAAAAUAUUUCCCAAAGAACUGAUUUUCGACCGUCCUUUCAUAUAUUUUGUUUUGGAGAAACCCACAACGACUGUGAUAUUUAAUGGAAUUUAUUCUAAGCCAAGCCAGUUU